GAGUUCAGAAUCAUUGACUCCCAGUUCUCAGUUCUUGGAGCAAUUUAUUUGCUGCUCAGAGGGGCUUGAAGAAAAGCUAGUGAGAAAGGACAUUCCUCCCGUAACACAGAAACAGUGCGGAGUCCAAGCCCCAUUGUACACAACUCUUCUAAGACUCCAUCUGCCCCUCUGGGGUUCUCUGCUCCCUCCGGGCCCAUGCUGAUGCCCCUGGGUGGGCUGCUGUGGUGGUGGUGGUGGUGCUGCUGCUGCUGUGGCUGGUACUGCUCUGGACUGUGCACCUCAGUCCCCCAAAUGUUGCGCCACCAGGGUCUCCUCAAGUGCCGUUGCCGCAUGCUCUUUAAUGACCUGAAGGUUUUCCUUCUGCGGCGCCCCCCUCCAGCGCCCCAGCCCAUGCACGGUGACCCCCAGCCCCCCAUUUUGGCGGCCAACAAUAACACCCUUCCGGCUCUGGGUGCCGGAGGGUGGGCAGGCUGGAGGGGCCCUCGAGAAGUAGUGGGCAGGGAGACCCCUCCUCUGCCACCACCACCACCUUUGCCACCUUCUGCGGAAGAUGACUGGGGUGGCCCAGCCACAGAACCACCUGCCUCACUGCUCAGCAGUGCCUCUUCAGAUGACUUCUGUAAGGAGAAGGCUGAGGAUUGCUACUCACUGGGCAGCAGCCUGGACAGUGGUAUGAGGACUCCACUCUGUCGCAUCUGCUUCCAGGGACCGGAACAGGGGGAGCUGCUGAGCCCGUGCCGCUGCGACGGCUCGGUCAAGUGCACGCACCAGCCUUGCCUCAUCAAGUGGAUCAGCGAGCGCGGCUGCUGGAGUUGCGAGCUGUGCUACUACAAGUACCACGUCAUCGCCAUAAGCACAAAGAAUCCUCUGCAGUGGCAGGCCAUCUCGCUGACAGUCAUCGAGAAGGUUCAGAUUGCAGCCGCCAUCUUGGGUUCCCUCUUCCUCAUCGCCAGUAUCUCUUGGCUCAUCUGGUCAACCUUCAGUCCCUCAGCAAAAUGGCAGCGCCAAGACCUCCUCUUCCAGAUCUGCUACGGGAUGUAUGGCUUCAUGGACGUGGUGUGCGUAGGUCUCAUCAUCCAUGAGGGACCCUCCGUGUACCGCAUCUUUAAACGGUGGCAGGCUGUCAACCAGCAGUGGAAAGUGCUGAACUACGACAAGGCAAAAGACCUGGAAGAACAGAAGGCAGGAGGCAGGACAAACCUCCGGACCUCCUCAUCCACCCAGGCCAACAUCCCCUCGGAGGGGGAGGAGGAGGAGGCAGCUGGUACCCCUGUCCCCGAGGAAGGCCCCACCCGGGCUGCCAGCCACCCCUCAGACCCUCUGUCCCAUCACCACUGUGCUUACACCAUCCUGCACAUCCUGAGUCACUUGAGACCUCAAGAACCACGGAGCUCCCAGGGCAGCAGUCGAGAGCUCGUCAUGAGAGUCACCACGGUGUGA
Molecule: messenger RNA, 1440 nt
Organism: Octodon degus (degu)
Lineage: Eukaryota; Metazoa; Chordata; Mammalia; Rodentia; Octodontidae
Gene: Marchf4
Product: membrane associated ring-CH-type finger 4
Exons: 4
Coding region: 196-1440 (414 amino acids)
Biological process (GO): protein ubiquitination
Molecular function (GO): ubiquitin-protein transferase activity; zinc ion binding
Source: RefSeq, a predicted model, not a curated record